This is a messenger RNA of Homo sapiens (human), 2241 nucleotides long. RefSeq names its product WW domain containing oxidoreductase (gene WWOX). Bases 126 to 1370 code for a protein of 414 amino acids. Gene Ontology annotation, cellular component: mitochondrion; Golgi apparatus; lysosome. The record is from RefSeq and is marked reviewed. Gene Ontology annotation, biological process: positive regulation of transcription by RNA polymerase II; regulation of signal transduction; positive regulation of extrinsic apoptotic signaling pathway. Gene Ontology annotation, molecular function: enzyme binding; transcription coactivator activity. The transcript is spliced from 9 exons. Lineage: Eukaryota; Metazoa; Chordata; Mammalia; Primates; Hominidae.
GCAGUGCGCAGGCGUGAGCGGUCGGGCCCCGACGCGCGCGGGUCUCGUUUGGAGCGGGAGUGAGUUCCUGAGCGAGUGGACCCGGCAGCGGGCGAUAGGGGGGCCAGGUGCCUCCACAGUCAGCCAUGGCAGCGCUGCGCUACGCGGGGCUGGACGACACGGACAGUGAGGACGAGCUGCCUCCGGGCUGGGAGGAGAGAACCACCAAGGACGGCUGGGUUUACUACGCCAAUCACACCGAGGAGAAGACUCAGUGGGAACAUCCAAAAACUGGAAAAAGAAAACGAGUGGCAGGAGAUUUGCCAUACGGAUGGGAACAAGAAACUGAUGAGAACGGACAAGUGUUUUUUGUUGACCAUAUAAAUAAAAGAACCACCUACUUGGACCCAAGACUGGCGUUUACUGUGGAUGAUAAUCCGACCAAGCCAACCACCCGGCAAAGAUACGACGGCAGCACCACUGCCAUGGAAAUUCUCCAGGGCCGGGAUUUCACUGGCAAAGUGGUUGUGGUCACUGGAGCUAAUUCAGGAAUAGGGUUCGAAACCGCCAAGUCUUUUGCCCUCCAUGGUGCACAUGUGAUCUUGGCCUGCAGGAACAUGGCAAGGGCGAGUGAAGCAGUGUCACGCAUUUUAGAAGAAUGGCAUAAAGCCAAGGUAGAAGCAAUGACCCUGGACCUCGCUCUGCUCCGUAGCGUGCAGCAUUUUGCUGAAGCAUUCAAGGCCAAGAAUGUGCCUCUUCAUGUGCUUGUGUGCAACGCAGCAACUUUUGCUCUACCCUGGAGUCUCACCAAAGAUGGCCUGGAGACCACCUUUCAAGUGAAUCAUCUGGGGCACUUCUACCUUGUCCAGCUCCUCCAGGAUGUUUUGUGCCGCUCAGCUCCUGCCCGUGUCAUUGUGGUCUCCUCAGAGUCCCAUCGAUUUACAGAUAUUAACGACUCCUUGGGAAAACUGGACUUCAGUCGCCUCUCUCCAACAAAAAACGACUAUUGGGCGAUGCUGGCUUAUAACAGGUCCAAGCUCUGCAACAUCCUCUUCUCCAACGAGCUGCACCGUCGCCUCUCCCCACGCGGGGUCACGUCGAACGCAGUGCAUCCUGGAAAUAUGAUGUACUCCAACAUUCAUCGCAGCUGGUGGGUGUACACACUGCUGUUUACCUUGGCGAGGCCUUUCACCAAGUCCAUGCAACAGGGAGCUGCCACCACCGUGUACUGUGCUGCUGUCCCAGAACUGGAGGGUCUGGGAGGGAUGUACUUCAACAACUGCUGCCGCUGCAUGCCCUCACCAGAAGCUCAGAGCGAAGAGACGGCCCGGACCCUGUGGGCGCUCAGCGAGAGGCUGAUCCAAGAACGGCUUGGCAGCCAGUCCGGCUAAGUGGAGCUCAGAGCGGAUGGGCACACACACCCGCCCUGUGUGUGUCCCCUCACGCAAGUGCCAGGGCUGGGCCCCUUCCAAAUGUCCCUCCAACACAGAUCCGCAAGAGUAAAGGAAAUAAGAGCAGUCACAACAGAGUGAAAAAUCUUAAGUACCAAUGGGAAGCAGGGAAUUCCUGGGGUAAAGUAUCACUUUUCUGGGGCUGGGCUAGGCAUAGGUCUCUUUGCUUUCUGGUGGUGGCCUGUUUGAAAGUAAAAACCUGCUUGGUGUGUAGGUUCCGUAUCUCCCUGGAGAAGCACCAGCAAUUCUCUUUCUUUUACUGUUAUAGAAUAGCCUGAGGUCCCCUCGUCCCAUCCAGCUACCACCACGGCCACCACUGCAGCCGGGGGCUGGCCUUCUCCUACUUAGGGAAGAAAAAGCAAGUGUUCACUGCUCCUUGCUGCAUUGAUCCAGGAGAUAAUUGUUUCAUUCAUCCUGACCAAGACUGAGCCAGCUUAGCAACUGCUGGGGAGACAAAUCUCAGAACCUUGUCCCAGCCAGUGAGGAUGACAGUGACACCCAGAGGGAGUAGAAUACGCAGAACUACCAGGUGGCAAAGUACUUGUCAUAGACUCCUUUGCUAAUGCUAUGCAAAAAAUUCUUUAGAGAUUAUAACAAAUUUUUCAAAUCAUUCCUUAGAUACCUUGAAAGGCAGGAAGGGAAGCGUAUAUACUUAAGAAUACACAGGAUAUUUUGGGGGGCAGAGAAUAAAACGUUAGUUAAUCCCUUUGUCUGUCAAUCACAGUCUCAGUUCUCUUGCUUUCACAUUGUACUUAAACCUCCUGCUGUGCCUCGCAUCCUAUGCUUAAUAAAAGAACAUGCUUGAAUAUCA